GUUAAAGAAGCUUUUCUAGCAAAAACGAACGGUUAUAGAUGAUGAACAGUCUCCAUUUACCAGCUAGUGUUACGUUCACCGGUUACUCCGACACUACCGACAGUGGAGUGGGGGAAAUGUAAUGAUUUUGUCAAGGACAGAGCACGUUUUGCAAUGCCAGUUUCUAAAAUCAUCCACACGAGAAACAGCAAGUACAUGAGCCGUUUGGUAACGUUGUUAGAUCCUUCUGAUAAUUAUGCUGUCAUCCAUUUAUCAUGGGAUAUGGAGAGCUGCUGUCCACACACUUAGGACAAGCAGAGGAACUCCAUCCUGCAGAUUCCUCUCCACCUGCGAUGAACACCCAGUUGGACUGGCUGAUGCUGACACCAUCUUUGCAUUAUCAUCAGGCCAUGGCAGGUGUGGGGUGGCUGUGGUACGAGCCAGCGGUCCAGCUUCAGUUACAGCUCUGAGGUGUAUGGCCGGGCUCACCCGCAGUCUGCCUCCUCCACGUACCGCCCUGUUACGCAGCAUCACAGACCCCCAGUCUAAAGAAGUGCUGGACCGCGGACUUGUCCUCUGGUUUCCAGCUCCUCACAGUUUCACCGGAGAGGACAGUGUGGAGUUCCACAUCCACGGCGGUCCUGCGGUCAUUACUGCCGUCUUACACGCUCUUGGAAGCGUGCCUGGCAUGAGGCCCGCUGAAGCCGGAGAGUUCACGCGGAGAGCCUUCCAAGCAGGGAAACUGGGUUUAACAGAGGUGGAGGGGCUCGGGGAUCUGAUCCAUGCCGAGACAGAGGCUCAGAGGAGACAGGCUCUCAGGCAGAUGUCAGGAGAGCUGGGACGCCUUUACCAGAACUGGAGCCACAGACUGAAACAGUGUCUGGCUCAUGUUGAGGCCUUCAUAGACUUCAGUGAGGAUGAGCUCAUUGAGGAUGGGGUCUUAAGCCAAGUGGACAGACGGGUGUGUGAUCUGCAAGCGGAGAUGGAGCGACACCUAAAGGAUGAGAGGAGAGGUGAGAGGCUACGCAGCGGAGUCCAGGUGGUCAUCGCAGGAGCCACCAAUGCAGGGAAAAGCAGCCUGCUGAACACACUGUGCCAGAGACCUGCAGCCAUUGUGUCUCCCAUUGCUGGCACCACCAGGGACGUAGUCGAGACGGCACUGGACAUCGGUGGAUUCCCUGUCCUCUUGAGUGACACAGCCGGCCUCAGAGACAGCCCGGACCUGGUGGAGAGAGAGGGGGUCCGCCGCGCUCGGGAAAGAGUGGAGCAGGCAGAUCUGACUUUGGUGGUCGUGGACUGUUCUCACCUCCCAUCUGAUGCACAGCAAGCUGCGGCCUUCCUUCAGAGGCGCCUCAGCAGCGUCCUGCCCAGCCAGGAGCAGCCCGAGACAGUAUGUCCUGCAGACAGGUCUCUCCUGGUGCUGAAUAAAAUUGACCUGUUGCCUCAGGAGCAGAGGCUGAAGCUGGAUAGAGAGCUGAGUCGGGUCUCUGGACUCCCUCCUGUUUGUCUGAUCUCUUGCCACACUAAUGAAGGACUGCAGGACUUCCUCACAGUGCUGCACAGUAGUGUCAAGACGCUGUGUGGCGACCCUCUGUCUGGUGCCCCCACCCUGACCCAGGCCCGCCACAGGGCCCACCUGCAGCAGUGUUUGGCGGCCCUGGCUCAGUACCAGCGGUACCGCAACAUCGACCUGGCUCUGGCAGCCGAGGGUGUCCGUUUGGGUCUCACCAACCUGGGCCGAAUCACUGGACGUGUCGGGGUAGAGGAGAUCCUGGAUAUCAUCUUCAAAGACUUCUGCAUUGGAAAAUAAUAGAUGAGCAGCAGCGAAAACAUGAAAUACAUGUAAUAUUGGCCAGCUCAGAGAGGAAAGCUGCCUUGUUGUUUGGUCCCAGAGUAUCAGCAAAGCCACAGCCUCGGCGCCGUGCCAGGCUUCAAGACACAGCAAGAGAAAAAAGAAUGAAAUUCAUGUUCCUGGCUGCAGGAUCACUCUGCUCCCAAGGCACAGAAAUGUUUGUUUUCUGUUGAUGCUUUUUAACAGACUAAAAUAGUUUUAGUGUGAUGACAGGUGCCUCAGAGGCCCCAUAUGCUGGACAAGUGUUUGGCAAUUCUUGAGUCGUCAUUUAAAAAUAGGUUUUGAAAGCCUUUGAUAGGUGAAGAUUGUGCUCUUGGGCCGCAACAUAACAGCCAAGUUCGAUUAAAAUAAAGCCAGCUGCAGACCUCUGCAAGGUCAUAGACUCAACAUUUGGAUGUUUACUCGUACUGCAGGACAAUGAAGAAUACAUUUUCCCCCACAUUAACACCUGAAAGUAAGCCAAAGAUAACUCAAAGUAGUUGCAUAAGUUUGGUGAGAAAUUUCAUUUUUUUUAUUGUUAUUUGUUGUGUUAUAUAUGAUGAUGUGUGCUUUUGUAACAGAUCAAAUUUAUCUCAUGAAUCAAACAGACGGAUCACAGAACAAAUCUUAGAAAUACCUAAAAACAAAACAUUUACAUGUUAUCAUCCUGUAGUUAUGUCAAGUGUUUCUCUACCAACUCCGGGAGGAAAUAUCUGGCUCUUAGGCUGCUGAAUGUGCCGCUGCUGAAUGUUCGCCAGCUGGUCAGUAACUUUUUCUGUCCACUGUUGGUGCUGUGCAAGCAGCACA
Messenger RNA from Chelmon rostratus (copperband butterflyfish), 2617 nucleotides. RefSeq names its product GTP binding protein 3, mitochondrial (gene gtpbp3). Gene Ontology annotation, cellular component: mitochondrion; cytoplasm. The coding region runs from base 236 to 1789 and encodes 517 amino acids. Gene Ontology annotation, biological process: tRNA methylation; tRNA wobble uridine modification. The transcript has 11 exons. The record is from RefSeq and is a predicted model, not a curated record. Lineage: Eukaryota; Metazoa; Chordata; Actinopteri; Chaetodontiformes; Chaetodontidae. Gene Ontology annotation, molecular function: GTP binding; GTPase activity; protein binding.